AUGGACUCCGCAGCAUACAGAGAUUUCAAGACCUCUAGAGGCUUUACUUAUCACUACUUCUUUUCACCUCCUACCGACGCAAACAGGAUAACUUUGCUAUUCUGCCACGGGUUUCCAUCAUCUUCGUAUGACUGGCGCCGACAGGUCGCUUUCUUCAAAGAGAAGGGCUAUGGCCUAGUAGUACCAGACUUGCUAGGCUAUGGAGGCACUGACAGACCCACGACGGCUGAAUCAUAUAGAAUGAGCGUUAUGGCACAAGACUUGGUUGAGAUCCUCGACCACGAGAAAGUCACUGAUAUAGUUGCUAUUGGACACGACUGGCAAGUGGGAUCACCACUAGUUUCCCGACUUGCCUACCACCAUCAAGAACGCUUCGUAGCUUUCGGGACGCUUGCGUCAGCAUACAUGCCGCCAGACCCGAACUCCGAUUACAAGAAGUUGGCCGCUAGCACAGAAGAGGUAUUCGGUUGUAACCUUAUCGGGUACUGGGAGUACUUCGCGUCUGAUGACGCUCCGAAACUUGUUGAGGAGCACAUCGAUUCUUUCCAUAGUUUGAUAUUCCCUUCCGAUCCGUUGUUCUGGAAGGACCAUUUUGCGUCGAACGAGAAGACUAGAGAAUGGAUCGCAUCAAACAGGGUUGAAGGGAGACCAUCUUAUCUCAGUGAAGAGGAACUGAAACAACACCAGGAAAACCUACUGAAGGGAGGUCUCGUUGGUCCUUGUUGCUGGUAUAAGGCAAUGGUGGACGAUCAUACACCCGGUGAAGAACGGAGCAUGGAGAUUGACCCUGACAAACUAAUAGUCCACAAGCCUGUCUUCUACGGCGCAGCACUGCAAGACUACAUCUGUCUCGCGGAUUUCGGAAAGGCAGCAGCUCAGAGGUUCUGUCCGAAUGCCCGAAUCGUAGACUUUGAAACUGAUCAUUGGAUCAUGAUGGCUGCUCCGGACAAGCUAAAUACGGAGUUAUUGGAUUGGCUUGAGAGUGAUGUUGAAGGAUUCGCAGACCAGGCCCGUAAAGGUGUUGUUCAACAAGUGCUUGAGUGGUUGACGGGAUACUACCAGCGUUUGAGAUUGUUCUCUUAACUAUGUAACGACACUUCUCACGUAACACCAGUACUGUAUUUGCUAUACUUUGACUAUGAC
Messenger RNA from Fomitiporia mediterranea MF3/22, 1143 nucleotides. RefSeq names its product alpha/beta-hydrolase. Bases 1 to 1083 code for a protein of 360 amino acids. Gene Ontology annotation, molecular function: hydrolase activity. NCBI's taxonomy places the organism in Eukaryota, Fungi, Basidiomycota, Agaricomycetes, Hymenochaetales, Hymenochaetaceae. The transcript has 6 exons. The record is from RefSeq and is a predicted model, not a curated record.